This is a messenger RNA of Nannospalax galili (Upper Galilee mountains blind mole rat), 3302 nucleotides long. RefSeq names its product coiled-coil domain containing 142 (gene Ccdc142). Bases 998 to 3271 code for a protein of 757 amino acids. Lineage: Eukaryota; Metazoa; Chordata; Mammalia; Rodentia; Spalacidae. The transcript is spliced from 9 exons. The record is from RefSeq and is a predicted model, not a curated record.
CUCUACUGGGUCUCAACACUGUAGCCCAGUCUGGCCUGAAACUAGGUUGCCCAAGCGACCUUGAGGCAUUCCUCCUGCCUCAACAUCCUGAAUGCUGAGUGCUGGGAUUACAGGUGUCAACCAUCACUCCAGGCUGUGAUGCUCCUUCCCUUGCCUUAGUGUCUUUAUUUAGACUGUCAUCUGCUCACAGUAUCUUUCCAAAGGCACUCAUAACCACUGCCUACACCUCCACUUUGAGACCCUUGGCUCUCAAUUCUGCCUGAUUUGUGCAUUUAUUACAGCAGGAUCAUCAUGGCGGAGGGGGUGUCCCUGUUCCUCCUUUGCCUAGGACUUUUAAGUGUAGGACCAGACCUACUUGUUCCCAAACUGCCAGAACUGGUGAGGCGCAGAGCUCACUGAAAGAAAACGAGGAGGAGAUGAUCUGGGUAGGGGGAAGCCGGGGUCGGGGUCUCUUUUUCUUCUUUUCCGUAGUCCUCUGGUCUGAGUUCCUUGCAGACUUCAGGAACAGCAACGAUCCCAACCGGCAGGAAAGGAAGGUGGUGCGGCGUCAGGAGAUCGGGGAUGAAUGGACCAGAGCCCCCAACCCUCUACCUGAAGCCUAAAAUCCUGAGAACAUCCCAGACCCUGGUAGACUCAAGGGAUCUAUCUCUCCUGAUCCUCCUACUGCCUUAUCACUUUGUUCACUUAGCUUAAUUCAUCCUACAGAGCUUGGUAUCAGCGCCACCUCUCGUCCAACAGUGACAGGAAAAUGAAUAGAAUUUGAUAUUCCCCAAAGGGCGGGGCGGGGCGAGGGUGGUAGGAAUGGGAAGAGCGCGUGGACUGCCAUCUUUGUUAGGGGCAGAUGCUGAUGACUACCGAGCACCAGAGAGACCUAGAAGUUUCCGGCCGCUCGCGGGAGAGAGCCGGUUCUCGGGAUGCAGCUGGGAGCCCCGCCGCCCGCGGGCGUUGAGCGGUGUGGGGUGCGGGAGGGUGGAGAUCGUUAGGUUCUCGCAGUCCCAUGGCACAGGCGUCCUGGUCGGGUGGCCUUCUCCCUCCAGUCGCUAACUUGUCCUCGCCCUGGGCGCACCCCGGGGGCGCUGGGGAGGAGCUGGAAGAGGGAAGCCGGACAGGCACUCUUUCUCAGGAGGAGCGCCGGCCAGGGCCGCCGGCUGCCGGGAGCAUCCCUGGCCUGGACCGUCGUCCGGCCGGAGGUCCGGGAAGGCAGCCGUGGGGCCCAGCGUUGGCUGAUGCCGGCGAGGACCCCGAGGCUGGUGCGGCAGAGCGGAGGCGGGAGCCGUCGGCGGGCGGCCCGGUGCCCGCCGCGCUGCAGCGUCUUCGGGCGGUGUUAUUGCGGUUGUACCGGGAACGCGAGCAGCUUCUGCAGGCCCGGGACUGCGCCCGCCAUCUACAGGCGGUCCUGCGCCUCCUCGGGCCCCGCGCGCCUGACACCCUGCCCCAGCUGUGCAGGGAUCUGCCGCUGUGCCCUUCCCGAGGAGAGGGCAAGCGCCUCGGCCGUCGGACCACUCCCGAGCCGCUACUCCUUGGCCGCCCCAUCGGACUAGCUACCCAGCACCUGGAGGCUGCCAUCGAGAUGCAGCUUCGCGCCCUGGGCCGGGCACCCUCCAGCCUGGGCCUGACGUCCCAGCUAACCGAACUCCUGCAGGUCCUUCCGGUCUACCACACUCUCCAGGGCCGAGCCUUGAACCACGUCCCGAGGGCAGCGCGCCCCUUCCCUCCGGUCCGUGUGCUCCACCUCCUGGCCGCGGAGCGGGGUUGCCUGGUGGCAGACAGGCUGGUAGAAGCGCUCGGGGGAUCCGGCUUGCUGGACCAGCUCCGUCUGCAGUGCUUAGAGGAGCAAGAGCUGCUGCCCGGGCUGCUGGGCCUAAUAGGGGGCGUGGCUAGCACAGACAGCCCGGGACUGAGGCUCGGAGGGGCUGGAGCCCUGUGGAGCCAAUAUUGGACCCUAUUGUGGGCAGCCUGUGCUCAGAGUCUAGACCUAAGACUGGAAUCCUGGAGGGACCCCAGGGCAGCAGCACAGCAGCUGAACCAGGCACUAUGUCAAGUGUCGCUGCCUCCGGAGUGUGAGAAGGCGCUGGCUUCUUUGUGUCACAGCCUACUUCAUCAGUCUCUUGUCUGGAACUGGGACCAAGGUUUCUGCCGGGCAUUAGGAUCAGCCCUUGGGGAUCAGAUCAGCCCUGCCUCACCCUCUCGAACCACUGAGCUAUUGCAGGGCCUCUUCCUUCCUCUCUUGGAUGACCUCCGGCAACCUAGGUCAGGACUUAUCCUGUGUCAUCCAGGUCCUGCACCUGCUGCUCUGGGGCUCUGUACCCUGCAGACCACCUUGCUGUGGUUCUUGGGAAGAGUUCAGCAGCACCUGUCAGCAUGGGCCCCAGGUCCCUUCCUGGUCCUGAUCCAGAAUGAUUUACCUCCUCUAUUGCAUGAUGUAGAAGCUCUGUCCAUAUUGGCCUCAGAGGGGAGCUCAGCUCUGGAGAUGGAGCAGCAGCUAGGCCUGGAGAUCCAGAAGCUGACUAGACAAAUGCAGUUCCUACCUGAAGAGUCACUGAGUCUCUUUUUCCAAGAAUGCCAUAAGCAAGCCACACAGGGCUUCCAGCGCCACAUGCCACGCGGACGGUACUGGAGGCUUCGGCUGUGUCCCGAACAUCCCAGUGCUCCUAGUGAGUAUGCAGGGAUGGUGGUCCGCACUGUAUUGGAGCCUGUGCUGCAAGGAUUGCAGGGAUUGCCAUCCGAAGCCCAGGCCCCUGCCCUUGGCCAGGCACUGACAGCCAUACUGGUUGCCUGGCUUGACCACAUCCUCACCCAUGGGAUCCGGUUCAGCCUGCAGGGGGCGCUGCAGCUCAAACAAGACUUUGGAGUGGUCAGGGAGUUGCUGGAAGAGGAUCAGUGGGACCUGUCCCCGGAGCUUCGUCAGGCUUUGCUCAUGCUCAGCAUCUUCCAACAGCUAGAUGGGGCUCUGCUAUGUCUACUGCAGCAGCCCCUGCCCAAGAACACAGUCCAAAGAAGGCUUCCCUGUUGCUGUGUUUGUGAUGAGAUUCAGACCACGGAAUUGCCCACCAGCAGCCUCAACAGCCUGGAAAUCUUGGCACCCCCUCUACAGCCUGAAGCCUCUCCAGCUCAGUCAGCUCACCUACUAAGAGCCCUAGGAGGAGGAGGACCUAGUCCUGAGGCUUACCUGGUGGGAAAUCAGCAGGCCUGGCUUGCCCUGAGGUUGCACCAGCAACCUCGUUGGCACCUGCCUUUUAUUUCCUGCCUGGGUACAAGUCCUGAACCCUAAGUUGCCUAGGACCAGGAGUUCCAAAGCAUUA